AUGUUGACUGGGAUUUUAGUCGUUGGGGCCCUCUGGGGUGUCACUACGCCGCUGCUGCGCUUGGAGAGUUUGGAGCAGCAGCAGCAGCAACAGCAGCAGCAGCAACAACAGCAGCAGCAGCAGCAGCAGCAACAGCAGCAGCAGAGAAAAGGGAACACUAAAUAUCCGCUGCUGCUGCAGCUGCUCCUAAGGUGGCGAUUCCUGGCGCUGUACCUCCUCAACCAGUUGGGCUCCGUCGUCUUCUUCAUCCUUCUUGGCACAUACGGUCAGCUAGCUAGCUAG
Molecule: messenger RNA, 282 nt
Organism: Eimeria necatrix
Lineage: Eukaryota; Apicomplexa; Conoidasida; Eucoccidiorida; Eimeriidae
Exons: 3
Coding region: 1-282 (93 amino acids)
Source: RefSeq, a predicted model, not a curated record